AUGGCAAGCCCAACAUCCGGCUACUCGAUAAACGUCAAUGAUCCUACCUUGAUUUCGCUGGUGAACAAGCUCCAAGAUGUCUUUUCAACGGUCGGAGUGCAAAACCCCAUCGAUUUGCCUCAGAUUGCAGUUGUCGGAUCGCAGUCCAGCGGAAAGAGUUCAGUGCUAGAGAACAUCGUUGGCCGGGAUUUGCUGGGCCGCGCGUCGCUAACGGAGCUCUCGUACAGCCUGCCCCGUGGUUCUGGAAUCGUCACUCGGAGACCCCUUAUCCUGCAGCUCAUCAACAAGCCAUCACAAGCGAACGGUGUCAAGGACGAUAAGCUCGAGACGACGGAUACGGAAGCAAACCUCGACGAGUAUGGCGAGUUCCUGCACAUUCCUGGGCAAAAGUUCUACGACUUCAACAAGAUCCGUGAUGAGAUUGUCCGCGAAACCGAAACCAAGGUCGGCCGCAACGCCGGUAUCUCCGCCGCCCCUAUCAACCUGCGAAUCUACUCUCCGAACGUCCUUACCCUGACACUCGUCGAUCUGCCCGGUUUGACCAAGGUGCCGGUGGGCGACCAGCCGAAGGACAUCGAGAAGCAGAUCCGGGACAUGGUUUUGAAGUACAUCAGCAAGCCCAACGCUAUCGUUCUAGCCGUAACUGCUGCCAACCAGGAUCUUGCGAACUCGGACGGGUUGAAGCUUGCACGGGAGGUGGACCCGGAGGGCCAGCGCACCAUCGGUGUGUUGACCAAGGUCGAUCUGAUGGACGAGGGUACGGACGUGGUGGAUAUUCUUGCUGGCAGGAUUAUUCCUCUGCGUCUUGGUUACGUUCCUGUGGUCAACCGUGGACAGCGCGAUAUCGAGAACAAGCGGCCUAUCUCCUACGCCUUGGAGCACGAGAAGAACUUCUUUGAGGGCCACAAGGCAUACCGAAACAAGGCUUCUUACUGCGGAACACCGUACCUUGCCAGGAAGCUCAAUUUGAUCCUUAUGAUGCACAUCAAGCAAACGCUUCCCGAUAUCAAAUCUCGUAUCUCGUCCUCACUGCAGAAAUACUCGGCUGAACUGUCUCAGCUCGGCGACUCGAUGCUCGGCAACAGCGCCAACAUUAUCCUCAACAUCAUCACAGAAUUCAGCAACGAGUACCGGACAGUUCUGGAGGGUAAUAACCAGGAGCUUUCCAGCAUUGAAUUGUCUGGCGGUGCCCGUAUCAGUUUCGUGUUCCACGAGCUUUACUCUAACGGUAUCAAGGCGGUCGACCCGUUCGACCAAGUGAAGGACAUUGACAUUCGAACCAUCUUGUUCAACUCGUCUGGUUCAUCGCCCGCUCUUUUCAUCGGAACCACCGCCUUUGAACUUAUCGUCAAGCAACAGAUCACCCGACUGGAGGAUCCCAGUCUGAAGUGUAUCUCUUUGGUCUACGAUGAGCUCGUCCGCAUCCUCGGACAGCUUCUGAACAAGCAGCUCUUCCGACGGUACCCGAUGCUUAAGGAGAAGUUCCACGCCGUCGUUAUCGCGUUCUUCAAGAAGUCCAUGGAACCCACAAACAAGCUGGUUCGCGAUCUUAUUGCCAUGGAAUCUACCUACAUCAACACCGCCCAUCCUGACUUCCUUAACGGCCACCGCGCCAUGGCUAUUGUCAACGAGCGCCAUGCCGCUGGCAAGCCGACCCAGGUUGACCCGAAGACAGGCAAGCCUCUGCCUCCCCGCGCAAACAGUCCUUCAGUUGAGGCGAUCACCCCGGCGGAUGCCAACACUUCAGGCGGGUUCUUUGGCAGCUUCUGGGCGUCGAAGAACAAGAAGAAGAUGGCCGCCAUGGAGGCUCCACCGCCCAACCUGAAGGCGUCCGCGGCUCUUUCUGAGCGUGAGAGCACCGAAGUCGAAGUCAUUAAGCUCCUUAUUACUUCGUACUUCAACAUCGUGAAGCGCACGAUGAUCGACAUGGUCCCCAAGGCCAUCAUGUACACCCUUGUGCAGUUCUCCAAGGAAGGCAUGCAGCGGGAGCUGCUCGAGAACAUGUACCGCAACGCCGAGCUUGACGAUCUCCUCAAGGAAAGCGACUACACCAUCCGGCGGCGGAAGGAAUGCCAGCAAAUGGUGGAGAGUCUCUCCCGCGCCAGCGAGAUUGUCAGCCAGGUGCAGUGA
Molecule: messenger RNA, 2130 nt
Organism: Aspergillus mulundensis
Lineage: Eukaryota; Fungi; Ascomycota; Eurotiomycetes; Eurotiales; Aspergillaceae
Product: dynamin-like GTPase vpsA
Exons: 8
Coding region: 1-2130 (709 amino acids)
Biological process (GO): peroxisome organization
Cellular component (GO): cytoplasm; microtubule; peroxisome
Molecular function (GO): microtubule binding; GTP binding; GTPase activity
Source: RefSeq, a predicted model, not a curated record